GUCUUUUGAAAUCCGCUACUUCUUUACAACGAAGAAAAGGUAAACUGCUAGAGAGAGGAAAAAGACCAAAAGAGUCGACACAGGCUAGAGAGAGAAACCAAAGGAUCUAAACUGUAGAGGACGAAGAAGAUGAUAAACCAAAUCUCUUUAGGAAGCUGAAGAAGCUAACGGAGCUUGAUUAGGUGUCGAGCGGCGUGCAUUUAGAGGAUUACUGUCUGGGUUUUAACUUGGAGGGUAUAUUAAUCUAAUUCAUGGUUGGAAAAGUUCACAUAGUUUGAAGCUAUCUGUCAGUCCAGUAAAUGUCAUUCCGCAGCAUAGUUCGUGACGUCAGGGAUAGCAUUGGAAGCUUGUCAAGGCGUAGCUUCGAAGUGAGGCUUCCGGGUCUUCACAGGGCAAAGUCCCAUGGCACGUUGCACGAAACGAAUGAUCAUCCGGUAAUUGUCCAAAACAGCCGUUGGGCAAGUCUGCCUCCCGAACUGCUUCGGGAUGUGAUAAAAAGGUUGGAGGAAAGCGAGAGCACUUGGCCUGCUCGCAAGCACGUCGUGGCUUGUGCUGCUGUUUGCAGGUCUUGGAGAGAUAUGUGUAAGGAAAUCGUCAAGAGUCCUGAGUUCUCUGGGAAGAUCACCUUUCCGGUUUCAUUGAAACAGCCAGGUGCUAGGGAUGGAACAAUACAGUGUUUCAUCAAGAGGGACAAGUCUAAUUUAACCUAUCAUCUUUACCUUUGUCUUAGUCCGGCUCUACUUGUUGAAAAUGGCAAGUUUCUGCUGUCUGCAAAACGCACCCGAAGAACUACUUACACAGAGUACGUGAUAUCCAUGCACGCAGACAACAUCUCGAGAUCAAGCAGCACUUACAUAGGCAAACUAAGGUCUAAUUUCCUAGGAACCAAGUUCAUAAUUUAUGACACUCAGCCUCCAUACAACAACUCUCAGCUCUCACCACCGGGCCGGAGUCGGAGGUUCUAUUCCAAGAAAGUCUCUCCCAAAGUCCCGACAGGAAGUUACAGCAUUGCCCAUAUCAGCUACGAGCUAAACGUGCUUGGCACUCGCGGGCCACGCAGGAUGCAUUGCAUCAUGCACUCUAUCCCAGCCUCGGCUCUGGAACCUGGAGGCAGUGUCCCAGGCCAACCCGAGCUUCUCCCUCGUGCUCUGGAUGAAUCCUUCCGCAGCAUUGGGUCAUCAAAGAUAAUCGAUCACUCGGUAGAGUUCAGCAGUACACGGUUCUCUGACAUAGUCGGACCUCAGGGCGGGGAAGACGAGAACGAAGGAAAAGAAAGGCCUUUGGUACUUAAGAAUAAACCUCCAAGGUGGCACGAGCAACUUCAGUGUUGGUGCCUGAACUUCAGGGGGCGAGUGACGGUUGCUUCGGUGAAGAAUUUCCAGCUGAUCGCUGCCACGACUCAGCCAGCAGCAGGAGCCCCGACUCCGGCGGUGCAGCCGGGACAAUCCGACCACGACAAGAUCAUAUUACAGUUUGGGAAAGUGGGCAAGGACAUGUUCACCAUGGACUAUCGUUAUCCACUCUCUGCUUUUCAAGCUUUUGCAAUUUGCUUGAGUAGCUUCGACACGAAAUUGGCAUGUGAAUAAAAAAAAAAAACAAUGACUACAACUCGGGGGAUGGAAGAAAAAAACAUGAGUAACAAGAAAAUGUGAUUAGAGUUUAGGAACUGUUGGUUGUAUUGUAAUGCUGUUUGUGUUUUUUUUUUCUUUUUCUUCUUAUUUUUGUUGAAAUGUUGGUUUUGUUUGACUUUUA
Tarenaya hassleriana is the source of this 1752-nucleotide messenger RNA. RefSeq names its product tubby-like F-box protein 8. Lineage: Eukaryota; Viridiplantae; Streptophyta; Magnoliopsida; Brassicales; Cleomaceae. The record is from RefSeq and is a predicted model, not a curated record. Gene Ontology annotation, molecular function: protein binding. The transcript is spliced from 6 exons. The coding region runs from base 300 to 1586 and encodes 428 amino acids.